AUGAACUUUCAAUUGAGUGCGGUAAUAAUUUUGCCUUGGCUGCUGUGUUUUGCCUCUGCCCAAAUAUCUAGACCAGAGGCCUGUGCUGUCAAGGGAGUUGCCAGUGAAGGUCUCACUGCAAAGUUCUAUCCAUUUCCAUUUCAAAAGUUUUCGUUGGUGCGUACUCCCAAAUUUUAUGGACACGAUUAUGCUGUUCCAAGCCCUAUUCAUGAGCUGAAAAACAUCGUUGAUCCAAAUUUUGUAAUUGGUGCUGAAUGUAUCCCAACUGACAAAAGUGCUCCAUUCAUAUGUCACAACCCUACGUCGCACUAUUGUGGCUCUAUUGAAUGUGAACCCUUCCAAAAGAAUAGUCCAUAUUGGACCACAGACAUAUAUGGAUACAAUACGACGGUAUCCAAUAUCACUUUGGAAUUAACUGGCUACCUACGGGCCCCAGAAACUGGAGUGUAUAAUUUCCACGUCGAUCCCGCCGACGAAGCUGUUUAUCUUUAUGUUGGACCAGGUGACGCAUUCAACUGCUGUGAACAAGAUUCCAAACCAACAGUUGGUGCUACAGCUGCUUUAGGACUUGUUUUCCCAAAAUCUGGGGAAACACAGUUUUAUUUGGUUGAAGGUAAUUAUUAUCCUAUCAAACUGGUAUAUUUCAACGCCAAUUGGAUAGGACAGCUCCUUACAUCGUUGACUUUACCGAGUGGUGCACUUUCAAAGGAUUGGGGAAAGUAUGUGUACUCUUACGAGAAUUCUAAAAAGGGGGUGUGUUCAUGGAAUCCUUCAACUCCACCGGGAAUAACUACAACAUCGUACACCAGAGGAUCCAUCACCAAAGCUUCCACGAUAGAGACAAGGUCUACUUUCACUAUAGGUAGUAAUGGAGGAACCACCCCCGUUGAUAUCAUUGUAGUUGAAACACCAAUUUCCGGCAAUUCACCUUCGUCUAGUAUUGGAGUUUCGUCAAGUGGCACACCUUCGUCUAGUAUUAGAUUGACGUCUUCGACUGAAGGUGUUUCCCCAACUCCAAUUUCAUUAUCCCAAAGCUCACUCCAAAUUUCGUCAAGUGGUACACCUUCGUCUAGUAUUAGAUUGACGUCUUCGACUGAAGGUGUUUCCCCAACUCCGAUUUCAUUAUCCCAAAGCUCACUCCAAAUUUCGUCAAGUGGUACACCUUCGUCUGGUAUUAGAUUGACGUCUUCGACUGAAGGUGUUUCCCCAACUUCAGUUUCAUUAUCCCAAAGCUCACUCCAAGUUUCGUCAAGUGGCACACCUUCGUCUAGUAUUAGAUUGACGUCUUCGACUGAAGGUGUUUCCCCAACUUCAGUUUCAUUAUCCCAAAGCUCACUCCAAAUUUCGUCAAGUGGUACACCUUCGUCUGGUAUUAGAUUGACGUCUUCGACUGAAGGUGUUUCCCCAACUUCAGUUUCAUUAUCCCAAAGCUCACUCCAAGUUUCGUCAAGUGGCACACCUUCGUCUGGUAUUAGAUUGACGUCUUCGACUGCAAGUGUUUCCCCAACUUCAGUUUCAUUAUCCCAAAGCUCACUCCAAGUUUCGUCAAGUGGCGCACCUUCGUCUAGUAUUAGAUUGACGUCUUCGACUGAAAGUGUUUCCCCAACUUUACCAGGAACAACCAAAACAUCCUACAUCAGAGGAUCGAUCACGAAGGCUUCCACCAUAGCGACAAGGUCUACGUUGAGUGUGGGCACUGACGGAAACACCACCCCCGUUAACAUUGUGGUGGUUGAGACGCCAAUUUCCGACAACACGCCUUUGACUGAGACAUCGUACACCAGAGGCUCGAUCACGAAGGCUUCCACCAUAGCGACAAGGUCUACCGUUACUGUGGGCAUCGACGGAAACACCACCCCUGUUAACAUCGUGGUGGUUGAGACGCCAAUUUCAGACAACACACCGUCGACUGGAAGUGUUUCCCCAACUGGUAAUACCCAGAUAAUAAGCACCAUACCCUCACAUGGUUACCAUAAUAUAACAACUGGCGAGGGAUCGUCGACGAAAACUCCAAACACAGGCACUGCACCUCCUACCACCGCGAAUACGUUGAAAACUACCCAAAAAUACACCACACUAACCUCCACGGUUGUUGUGUGUGACUGUUCUGUGAAGUCCUCCAAUGGCGUGUAUGUUCCUACACACAUUACUUUCCCCGUUGGCUCUCCUCCUACGAACGUAGUGGGCCAAGUCUUACACAACUACAAUUCCUUGUCACUCCCUUCGAACCCAAAGAGUGAUGUUACCGGAGCAGCUAACAGUGUUCCGACACCCCCAGGUGCAGACAGCUUCCAGUGGCGUAACUUUGUCACGUCCAGGUGUUUCUACCGCUGCUGUUCAUACCUACGGAGGCAGCGCGGCUAUAUUUGGACCUUGUUUCUCUUUGGCAGGUGUAUGCACACUUCUGUUAUUGGCAUUUUUCUGAGUCUGCCGCUUGAUUGA
Molecule: messenger RNA, 2442 nt
Organism: Huiozyma naganishii CBS 8797
Lineage: Eukaryota; Fungi; Ascomycota; Saccharomycetes; Saccharomycetales; Saccharomycetaceae
Exons: 1
Coding region: 1-2442 (813 amino acids)
Biological process (GO): flocculation
Source: RefSeq, a predicted model, not a curated record